AUGCCUUACAGCUGGGAUCCUGCUGGUUUUCCAAAUUACAUCCCCUCAGAUCGAGGUGACGACGACGACUUUCUGAGACCUGUCGUACCUUCUCCACGGCUAUCGCCUAUCCCUUCUCCACGCGGAUCACCUAAUCCUACGCCGAUGUACCUCGAUGAGCACUACAACUAUGUGCAACCCGCAACGGGUUAUAUCGGUGUGCCGAUGAUGCCCACUGGGUUUGUACCUCUACCACCUAGUCCAUCUAUGCUAUCCGCAUCGUUCGUGCCGCUUCCCCCAAGCCCGUACGGAAGUCCUCGUCUCGGACCGAUCCCGUUAAGUCCACAUAGUCCGGGCGGCAUGCUGGGCGCAUAUCCACAAUACCAUCAACCCGCACAUCCAUUUGAUCCAUAUUACUUCCCGCAAGCUGGAAACCGGUACAUGAAUCUCCACUAUACCCCGCGAACCAGUGUACAUCCGUUACUUAAGGAUGCAGAAUACAUCCAUCUCGAUCUCGCAUCGCAUUCAUUUAAGCCCAUGACGCCAAAUGGCAACUGGGUCUCACGAAGAUAUAACCCAAUUCACGAAGGUUAUCUAUCGCAAGUCGCUACGUAUCCGUACGCGACUGAAUUAAAGAUUACUUGCAAAGUACUCGGACCAUUUGCAGGUACUUGGGUUAUAAAAGUCAAAACGGGUCGGACUGUCUCGGUUGGCGACGUUCUCAAAGCGGUAUACGAGGGCUUGCACACUCGAAUGACGCACGCGGAAUGGGCAAAACUGACAGAAAAUGAGGCGUACGAAGCUGCACGACAAUAUACACGCCGAUGUCGUGAGGCCGAGUUUGAAAGGGUGCAGGGCGUUCGGCGGGUUGAUCUUCUUGGGAAGAAGCAUUGGUUUGGCGGACUGAAGAAAGUGAGGGAUGAUGACUCGUAUAACUUUGAGUUAUUGGUGAAGGCAGAGUGA
This is a messenger RNA of Fomitiporia mediterranea MF3/22, 942 nucleotides long. RefSeq lists its product as uncharacterized. Bases 1 to 942 code for a protein of 313 amino acids. The transcript is spliced from 2 exons. The record is from RefSeq and is a predicted model, not a curated record. Lineage: Eukaryota; Fungi; Basidiomycota; Agaricomycetes; Hymenochaetales; Hymenochaetaceae.